AUGAAUGAUUUAUUUCUGAUAGGUUCGACAGGUAUUCCUAAAUUGAUAUUUGUUUCUCAUGCAUGUAUCUUGCCGAAUCUAGAUCAAUUAAAAUCAAUUUUUAAUGUAACAUCCAAUGAUUGUUUAUUUCGUUCAACACCGUUAACGUUUGAUCCAUCAUUAGUUGAUAUCUUUGUUGCUAUUCAUUGUGGUGCUUGUCUUUGUAUUUUAUCAAAAGAUAUUCGUCGAAAUCCAAUAUUAAUAUCAUCUAUUUUCGAUAAAAGUCUUUGUACAAUCGCUCAAAUGACACCUAGUUUUUUUCGUCAAAUAAAUACACAUUGUAAUAUGUUGCAAUUGAAAACAUUGAUACUUGGAGGUGAAAAAUUUCCACAUAUAUCAAAUAUAACUAUUCAGCAAAUGAUUAGACAAAAUAAACGUGUUGUGAAUAUAUAUGGUUUGACUGAAAUGUCUUGUUGGGCAUCGUAUUAUAUUUUGAAUGAAAAUGAUCUUGAAAGACAAGAUGGUAUUCCAUUGGGUAAAGCACUUAAUGAAACAUCAUUAAUAUUGAAGCCAUAUAUUGAUAAUCAAUCAAAAACUGAUUAUUUUCAAAUCAUAUUAGAGAGUCAAACACGUUGGACACAAAUCGGACACUUAUCAAUAGAAAAAAUAUUUAUAUUUGAAACUGAUGAUCUUAUUCAUUAUGAUCAACUAAAUGAUCAAAUAUUUUAUGUUGGUAGAAGAACGUUAACACGAAAACGGUUGGGUGUUAUGAUUAAUCUUGAAUAUAUCGAACAAAUUGCAGCUCAAUCAAAUUUAAUUGAUGAAUGUGCUUGUUUGACUUUAAAUGAAGAUGAAAAUCUAUUGAUACUUCUAUGUAAAUUUAAAGUUGAAAAUCAAAUAAGUGCACUUAAUUCAUUUCUUAAAUCAAAUUUAUCACAUCAUUUUAUACCAAAUAUAAUUCUUUCAUUACAAUCAAAUAUUCCAUUAAAUAUUAACGGAAAAAUUGAUCGUACAAAAUUAUAUACACUCUAUUUAAAUACAAUAGAAAAUUCUUCAACCAAUAAUUUAAUCAAUAUGUGGCAGAAUCUUUUACAUAUAAUUCCUGAUACAAAUUCAAAUUUUAUUUUCAAUGGUGGAAAUUCAUUAUUAGCUUUAACAUUUAUUGAACAAAUCAAACAAUUUUAUUUAUCAAUUGAUACAAAUUAUUUAUUUGAUCUUAUUUUACAUAAAACGUUUGGAGAUAUAAUUGAAUAUAUAAACAAUCCCCAGCAACAACAACAACAACAACAACAACAAAAAGAAAAAUCAAUUGAGUAUUCUUCAUCUAGUUUACCACCUACGACAAUAUUGGAAUCAAAUUUAAAUGAUAUCUGGUCGAUUCAAAGAUGUUCAAAAAUAUUUCUUCAUAAUAAAAAUCAUUUAAUGUAUCAAUAUUCUUCAUUUCCAAAAGAAUUAAAAUUUUCAACACAAAAAUUGAUAUUAAAUUGGAAAUGUUCAAUGAUGAAAUGUAUUGAUGCAUCUCCAUUAAUUAUUUUACUUGAUGAAUAUCGACAAUAUGUAAUUAUUGGAUCACAUGCUGGUUUGAUUAAUACUUAUCAAAUUGAUAAUGGUCAACUUAUUUGGUCAUUUCAAGCUAAUGAUAGAAUUGAAGCAAGUGGAACUAUUUCAAGAAAUGGACAAUUUGUUCUUAUUGGUGAUUAUAGUGGAAUUUUAUAUAUAAUUGAAUGUUCAAAUGGAAAACUUUAUUCAUCAUAUCAAUGUCAAGGUUUAAUUAAAACAAUUCCAUGUAUUCAUCGUUCAAUUGAUAUGAUUUAUCUUGGUGCUCAUGAUCAAUUUAUUCAUGCUAUUCAUAUUCAAGAAGCAUCUUCAAAAUGUAUUUGGAAAUUCGGAUUAAAUAGUAGUUGUGUAUCAUCGCCACAAUUAUCAACAGAUAAUACUCGACUUUUUGUUGCAUCAUUAGGUGGAGAUGUAUUUGCAUUUGAAUCAAACGAUGGAAAAUUAUUAUGGAAACAAUCAUUAAAUAAACCAGUAUUUUCUACGAUAGCUAUAUGGAAUGAAAAAUUUUUGUUUGUUGGUUGUGUUGAUCAAAAACUCUAUUGUUUAGAUUGUAGUAAUGGUCAACAGAAAUGGUCCUUUUUAACAAAUGGUCCAAUAUUUUCUUCACCUUGUAUCUUCAAUAAUACUUUGUUUAUCGGUUGUCACGAUCAAUAUCUUUAUGCAAUUGAUCUUUCUACUGAACGAGAAGGUAUUUUACAAUGGAAAUCUUUAUUUCCAUCAAUGAUUUAUUCAUCAUCGUUUGUUUAUGAUAAUGGUCGAAUGGUUAUUGCUGCUUCAACAGAUGGUUGUUUACGUAUAUUAAAUACUCAAACAGGAGAAGUAAUUUGUGAAACACAAGUUGAUGGUAAUGGACUAUUUUCUUCACCUGUUUCUUAUCUUGAUUAUAUUAUUGUUGGUUCACGUGAUGAUUAUUUGUAUUGUUAUAAACUGUUAUCGUAG
Rotaria sp. Silwood2 is the source of this 2475-nucleotide messenger RNA. The record is from the annotation of a GenBank genome assembly. NCBI's taxonomy places the organism in Eukaryota, Metazoa, Rotifera, Eurotatoria, Philodinida, Philodinidae.